AUGGCGGUUGUGGAGGUCGAAGAUAUCGAAGAGGUCGAAGAUGUCGAAGAUGCCGAAGAUGCCGAAGAUGUCGAAAGUGUCGAAGAUGUCGAAGAUGUCGAAAAGUCAUCAUUUCCAAAAAGGAAAAGUGGAACUCUGAUCUGCGUCGCUGGAUCCAGUCGGGGAAAGCGGGAUCAACAGGCAUACUUUCCUUAUCAGAUCCACCCGGCUGUACUGACAACCCAAACCAUGUCGUCGACCGUUACUCUUCCCACAGCCGUUUCCGCGCCAGGCAAAGUCCUUCUCGCAGGCGGAUACCUCGUCCUAGAUCGCGAAUACACCGGUCUGGUGUUUGGCCUUAGCGCCCGCAUUCACGUCGUGGUCCAGGAUAUCGUGACGGGCUCGGGCGUCGAGCUCGCGAAGAUUGUAGUGCAGAGUCCGCAGUUCCGGGAGGCCACAUGGGAUUAUGGCUAUCGUCUAGUCGGAGAUCAGUGUGGGGUUGAAGUUACCCAGUUGCAAGGCAACUCCUCAAUCCCCCUCUCCCGCAACCCCUUCGUUGAGACCGCCCUCGUCUACGCUCUAACAUACAUCUCGACGCUCCUCCCAAACGCAACCCUUAGACCCACCAAUAUCACCAUCCUCGCCGACAAUGACUACUACUCCAAUACAUCCAACUCAACUCUCCCUUCCUCCCCCUUCACUGACUUCGCUGUCCGCCUCCAAGAUGCCCACAAAACCGGUCUCGGUUCCUCCGCCGCUCUCGUGACAGCCUUCACCGGCGCCCUCCUCACCCACUAUAUUCCCUCCUUCACCCUUUCCAUCCCCUCCAGCCGCUCCAAACUUCACAAUCUCGCCCAGGCCGCCCACUGCGCUGCCCAAGGCAAAGUUGGCUCCGGCUUCGACGUCGCAGCCGCCGUUUACGGAACCUGCAUCUACCGCCGCUUUUCACCCUCCAUCCUCUCCUCCCUUGGCGAGCCCAAGUCUCCGGGCUUCGCAACCCGUCUUCAAAACAUCGUCGACGACACCGGCCCCCAGAAAUGGGACACGGAGAUCUCCAAGAACGGCGUCGCGAUCCCCCCGGGCAUGGCCCUCGUGAUGUGCGACGUCGACUGCGGCUCCCAAACCGUGUCCAUGGUCAAGAAGGUCCUGGAGUGGCGGACAUCGCAGCCCGCCGACGCCAAGAUGCUGUGGGAUGAUCUGCAAGGCUGCAAUGAUCUGUUAGCGGAGCAGCUGGGCAAGGGCUGUGUGAUCGAGCUCCAGGAGGAUUUUGUGGCCAUCAGAGCGCUGAUCAAGGAUAUGAGUCUGGCGAGCGGGGUACCGAUUGAGCCGGACGAGCAGACGGAGCUGCUGAAUGCUGUUACGAAGGCCGUCGGGGGGGUGAUUGGGGGUGUGGUGCCUGGUGCGGGGGGGUAUGAUGCGAUUGUGUUGUUGGUGCGUGAUGACGAGGCAACGAUAGGGGAACUGACGGCGUUCUUGGAGCGGUGGAAAGUGCAGGGAAAGGGGAAUGUGAAGCUAUUGAAAGCGAAGGGGGAGUUGGAGGGGGCGAGAGAGGAGGAUGCAAAGUCGUAUGGGACGUUCUAG
Molecule: messenger RNA, 1560 nt
Organism: Drepanopeziza brunnea f. sp. 'multigermtubi' MB_m1
Lineage: Eukaryota; Fungi; Ascomycota; Leotiomycetes; Helotiales; Drepanopezizaceae
Biological process (GO): isopentenyl diphosphate biosynthetic process, mevalonate pathway; ergosterol biosynthetic process
Cellular component (GO): peroxisome
Molecular function (GO): phosphomevalonate kinase activity; ATP binding
Source: RefSeq, a predicted model, not a curated record